Messenger RNA from Xyrauchen texanus (razorback sucker), 4259 nucleotides. Its product is annotated as F-box/WD repeat-containing protein 5-like. The transcript is spliced from 10 exons. Lineage: Eukaryota; Metazoa; Chordata; Actinopteri; Cypriniformes; Catostomidae. Gene Ontology annotation, molecular function: protein binding. The coding region runs from base 1346 to 3154 and encodes 602 amino acids. Gene Ontology annotation, biological process: protein ubiquitination. Gene Ontology annotation, cellular component: Cul4-RING E3 ubiquitin ligase complex; SCF ubiquitin ligase complex. The record is from RefSeq and is a predicted model, not a curated record.
UUAAUUAUAAAAUAGACCACCUGUUUUGUGAAUGCUGUUUAAAAACUUUUUUAAAUACAUGAAAAAAAAAAGAAAAACUGUAUGAAUUUAUAAUAUUGGCCAUCCUAUUGUUUAGCGAUCAUAACUUAAAAAUAAUAAACGGCUAUUAGAACUGUCCAAAGUUUCUGUUUCAGUGCAUUUCUUGGAAAUUAUUUGUAUAAUAAUUUGGCUCAUUAACAUUCAUAAUAGUAUGUGCACAUUUAUUAUCAAAACCUAAUUUGUCUUUGUGUAAAAUGCUCUCAAUUCCUUAGCCCAAACAUGAAUAAAUCAUGAAUUAAGUUCACAUAGAGAAUAGUUUAACAACGUAUUCUGCUUGAGUUACUUGAAUUAGAUAUUAACAUUUUGGCCUAAGCUGUGAUGUUUUUACUCAAAUAUGUGAUGAACUCUAAAAAUAAGCAUCUGGUGUAGAAGGAGAGACUGUGUUACUGACUGCUUCAUAAUUCACAGCUGUCAGGGGCCGGUUGCAUAAAACUGUUUUAGACUAGUCUUACUAGUUAGUCGUCUAAUAUGUUGGUCUUAAUUUUUUCAGUCAGUUGCAUAAAAACUUCGAUCAGUCUAAUUAAAGACCAAAAUGGAAGACAGCACACCUCAGGCUAACUUUUGUUUACAUUCCAUUUUGCCAUUAAAAAUAACUGUCAGCUGAUCCAGUGGGGGCUGAAAGGGGCUUGAGUUGAGACUUGGUUGAAGACUUUGACUUCAAAAAUGGUAACAAAAUGUUGUGUUUUUAAUUAUUUGGGUUAAAUCACUAAAUGUGUUCAUUAAAAUACAUUUUGAAGCACUGUAGUCCUCUAAUAAGCAAAUAUUCUCAGUGAAUAAAAAAUGUAUUGAGCGUCCACUGUCAGCCAUUUUUUUUAAGCUGUUCAGUGUCUUAUUUUUCCCACAACGCAAUGCAAAUUAGACUGUCUUACUAAAGACAACUGUGAGCUUGUUUUAUGCAACAGGCUUUCUAUGGCGUCUUUAGCUAGUCAAACUAAUUGUUAGAUGCAGUCUUAAGUUAAUGGCUAUGUUUAUGCAACCGGCCCCAGAGAUCUUAAAUUAGAGAAAAUUAGAGGGCUGAGCCACAAUUGUAGCCUUUUUUUGUCUAGUUGAAGUGGAAACAGGUAGAAAAUGUCAUGACUAUUCCUGGAGAAUAGCUUUCAGAAGACCUGAAGAUCUGUCCCAGUCAUACCAGCAGUGAAGUUGAGAGUGGACUUCUAGGCGAAAGAUACCGCUGUGUCUGGGAGUCUGCACUGGAAUCUGCAAAAGCAAGUUUGGCAGGAUCAGAGCACUGAAACAGUUUUUAUCUCAGAUAAGCAAUGAUGUCAGGAUGGCAAGUGGUUCUGGCUUGCCGGAUAGCCUGGUUCUGGAGAUCUUCCUGCAACUCCCUCAUAAGGCAUUGCUGAGCGCAGGACUCACCUGCCGUCAGUGGUCUGCUGUUUCACGGGACGAGUUCCUCUGGAAGGAGCUCUUCUACAACUAUUACCACAUCCCACGAUCUGUGCCUCGCCAUCCAGCGGCUGUGUCAUGGUACAGGGAGUUUAAGCGGCUGUACGACUGCAUACCUUGUGUGGAGGUUCAGAUACUGAAGGAGCAUCAUGAUCAGGUGCUGCAUCUGGCCUUCUCCCACCGUGGACACCGCUUCUCUUCCUGCUCCAAAGACUGCACUGUAAAGCUUUGGGACACGGAGCAACCAGAUGGCAACAUUUCUUUGGUUCACAGCUCCAGCAUGCGGCAGUUUAACUGGGGCUACACUCAGUUCUCCCAGUUUAAUGCUGAUGACACACUCCUGCUGGUGUCAGGAGUGUACCUGGGCCCACAUCACUCGUCCUCUGGAGAGAUUGCAGUCAUCAGUUUAGAGAACUACACUCUGCUGUCCCGCGUGAGAAAUAAGCCAUAUGACGUGUUUGGCUGCUGGCUGAAUGAGACUCACCUGAUUUCUGGGAACCUGCACUGGAUUGGCAACAUGACCUCCUGCUCUGUGCUGUGGCUCAACAAAGCUUUCCAGGAUAUUGAGUCAGAAAACGUGAAUGUGGUGAAACGUCUGUUUAAGAUCCAGAACAUCAACGCCAGCACCAUCCGUACAGUGAUGGUGGCUCACUGCCGUCGACACGACUCUCCAGACCUGCUGCUGGACUAUGAGGCUCAAGCUCAGGCCCAGCAUACACAGCAGCACCAGCCUCUGCUGUUUGACCUGGGAAAUACUGACAGUGAAGACGAGGAGGAUAAAGAUGUGGACGAGGAAGAGAAUGAGCGAGGAGACAAGAGAAGCUCUGCACAUCUGCCUACAUUGAACCCACUUGGGUUGCAGCAUGUUAAACAUAGUCAUCAGAACACGGCAGCCCACGAGCGGGUGUUGGAGGCGCAGGUGGCCAGGCUGAUGGGCAGCAGAUGCAACAAAGCUUCUGAUCCAAACCUGAUGUCUCCCUCUGCUCCUGAAGAAGGAGAGGACAAGACCUACCUCCUCUUCACCACCGGCAGCCUUACCUACUCCCCUCACCAGAUAGGUAUCAAGCGGAUAAUGCCUGAUCAGAUGACGACGUGUGGGCCUGUGUUAGGAGAGGAGCGCAUCACAGAGGAUUUCUUUGACUCACUGGAUCAUGUGAUUGACAUACAUGGUCACAUCAUCGGGAUGGGCCUGUCACCUGACCACAGGUACUUGUAUGUGAACAGUCGAGCGUGGCCGACAGGCUGUGUGAUCUCUGACCCCAUGUCCCCUCCACCCAUUGCUGAAGAGAUCGACCUGCACGUGAUUGAUCUGAAGAGUCUUAGAGAGGAACGCCGCAGCCUUCGAGCCCACCGUGCCUUCACGCCCAACGAUGAGUGCUUCUUCAUCUUCCUCGAUGUUAGCCGGGACUUUGUCGCCAGUGGUGCAGAGGAUAAGCAUGGUUAUAUCUGGGACCGGCACUAUAACAUCUGCCUGGCGCGCCUGCAGCACGAUGACGUGGUGAACUCGGUGGCAUUCAGCCCAGCAGAUCAGGAGCUGCUGCUGUCCGCCAGUGACGACUAUACCAUUAAAGUGUGGCGCUCGCCAUGCAUGGUGCGACUCGGCCAGGCCCCCUCACGCCGACCUCAGGCUCGCAAACUGCUCUCCUCGCUAUUCGGCCACAGAAGUGCGAAUCUGAACGGGAAACCCUGACCGGGGACCUUGCUGACCUGACCUACUGCAAGAGAGAAGACGGUCACAAAAGCCUUGAAGCAAGACACUCAGUGAGGAGAAUGAUGCUUGUUGGGUCAAGAAAGUGUUGAGAAUGUUCGACUGUAUUUCUAACUUCCACUUGGCCCUCAUGCAAGAUCAGUGAGCACAACGGUCCACCUAAAAGACGAAAAGCACUCUUCGGGAAAAGAAACAAGGGCUUUUUUGAUGUGCGAUUAUGACACAAAAAUUGCUCUUUUACUGCUAUAUUCUUUGCCGGGUGGGUGAAAGAUGCAUUCAGGUGCGCAAUAGCAUGUCAGUGUGGUUUAAAAGAUGGAUGUUAGCAGGAUUUGUGAUUUUGUAGGAUAUUUGUGAUUUUCUGCUGCAAAUGUGCGACCAGUAUCUGCAGCCAUUUUACCAAAAGGCCAAUUCAGCUUACCAUGAUUACAAUUCUGAUUACAUCGGAGCUACCCAUCCAUGCCAUUUUAUUUGCGCAAAUGGGUUUCUUUUGUUUGAAAUCAUAGAUUUACUUCAAUGGCCUCCAAAAGAAAAGAACUUUAAACUGUUUUGUAAUCUCAGGGGAACUUAAACUGUCGUCUUUGCAUAAUUCUUGUGAUUAUUAAACAAUGCUUUUGUGCUGCAGCGCUGUUAUGUUCACGUAUUUAUUUUAUACAUCUAAUAUGACAGAUUUCACAACAAUUUGUGCCGGUUGGAUUUGUUAAAACUACUAAGAAUGAAAAAGCACAAAAUACGUCACAUCAGGUCAACAGCCUAAGUAUUUCAUUCUACAUUAUAGGUUUGUACAUUCUAGGGUGCUUUUCCAUUUUAUGCCCAUUUAAACCCCAGCAUUGUAUAAUAAAGUUAGAGAGCAUAGGUGCUCAUCUGUAAUAACCUCAGAAUUCAUUUUAAAUGAAGAUUGAGGCAGAUCCCCAUGCCUUACUUAUAUGGUGUGUGAAGCUUAGCUGUGAUAACGAUUCCUUUUUUUAUGACGUUGUACGACUUCUUGACUCUUCCUUGUGAUUUUAUUUGUGCACAUCAAGCAAUUUCUUUAGAUUUUGUAUUGUGGUGUAAAAUUUGUUUGCCCCAUUAAACACUUUUUCUUUUACCA